Messenger RNA from Symbiodinium necroappetens, 749 nucleotides. Lineage: Eukaryota; Dinophyceae; Suessiales; Symbiodiniaceae. The record is from the annotation of a GenBank genome assembly.
GUGCCCAGAGCUUGUGCUCCCAGCCGUCGCUUGGUGUGGCUCUGUACCACGACGGUGAACUGCAUCGUCAUGUGCUUGAAGGCCGUGGUUUCAGACGGCUGACCAUGCCAGCUAAGGAUGCAUACCUGACCGGUGGCAGCCUUGCUGCCAUAGUGGCAUGGGUGGCACGAGACCUGAUCUUCUCACUCGUUGUCUUCGUUCUACCAGACAAGAUCACUGGCAACCUUAGGAAGAAGGGCAUCACGACGAUCCGUGGUUUCCAGGUUCAGGACGUGGUUCAGAUUUUGCUGCCUCUUCCGCUGCAGCUCUUCACUACUCCGCUUCACUUUCUAGGCAUCUCCUUCGUCGCCCAUCCCGGCGCAUUGGGUGCAUCGGCGCGCGUCGCAGCCGCCUUCCGGGAGUUCGGACUCCGCGUGGGCAUCCGCUGUGCGCGCGUGCUGGUGCCAUAUUGCUUCGGUGCGGUGGUCAAUCGCAAGCUGAGGACCUACUUCGCGAAGCUCCGUUCGUCGGAAGCAUCGGAGGCCUUGAGAGCCACCGGCUCGGAGCUUUCUCCUCGCUCUGGGCGAGCCUCGCUCGGACGUGCUUUGCUGCUGCUCUCGGCCCUUUACGUGAUGCAAGGGGCCCAUCUCUUCCGGUGGGCUCUUCUUCUUCCAGCAGUGAUGCUGGUGACACGGUUGCCCGCAGUUCGAUCGCCGAAGGCUUUCUUAAUUCCUCUAGCGACUGUGGAAGCCAGAGGGCCCGAGCCGUGA